Staurois parvus is the source of this 1189-nucleotide messenger RNA. The record is from the annotation of a GenBank genome assembly. NCBI's taxonomy places the organism in Eukaryota, Metazoa, Chordata, Amphibia, Anura, Ranidae.
AUGAAUGGCCAACUGGAUCUAAGUGGCAAGCUGAUUAUUAAGGCUCAGCUUGGAGAAGACAUUCGCAGGAUUCCAAUCCACAAUGAAGACAUCACCUAUGAUGAGCUGGUCCUGAUGAUGCAGAGAGUAUUUAGGGGAAAGCUCUCUACCAAUGAUGAAGUAACCAUCAAAUAUAAAGAUGAAGAUGGAGACCUCAUCACUAUCUUUUGAUAGUUCUGAUUUAUCAUUUGCCAUACAGUGCAGUCGAAUACUGAAGCUUACAUUAUUUGUUAAUGGACAGCCACGGCCACUCGAGUCCAGUCAAGUAAAGCAUUUACGUCGAGAAUUGAUAGAACUGCGUAACAAAGUCAACCGUCUACUAGAUUGUUUAGAACCGCCUGCAGAACCUGGACUUCCAACCAGCCUGCCAGAUGCAGAAACUGUGGAUGGUCGAGAAGAGAAGCCUGCUGCUCCUGACUCCUCAGUUAAGCCGUCUACACAAGUCAUGGCUGCUAGCAUGUCUGCGUUUGAUCCUCUGAAGAAUCCAGAUGAGAUCAACAAAAAUGUCAUGUCAGCUUUCGGACUGACUGAGGACCAGGUUACUGGACCUCCUAGUGCCCCAGUAGAAGAACGGUCCAGUACUCCGGAUAGUAUUGCUUCUUCCUCCUCAGCUCAUCCACCCGGAGUUCAGCCUCAGCAACAGCCUUACCCAGGAUCUCAGCAGCCAGGCCAAAUUUAUCAGCAAUAUCCUCAACAGCCUGGAUAUCCAACAGCUCAAGGUCAGCCCCAGGCGGCAGCUCAGCCCCAGCAGCAGUAUGGAAUGCAGUAUCCCGGCUACAGUCAGCAAACAACACCACAAGCACCACAGCAGUUUCCCGGUUACAGUCAGCAAGCAGCCCAGGCUCCUGCAUCUGGCUUUCAAGGCCAGGCACAACAGCUACCAUCACAAGCUCCUCAGCAGUACCCUGCUGGCUCCUACCCACCACAGACUUACACUACACAAGCUUCUCAGCCUGCUAACUACAAUGUUCCCCCUGCUUCCCAGCCUGGAAUGGCUCCUAGCCAGCCAGGUAGCUAUCAGCCUAGGCCAGGAUUUACCUCUCCACCUGGUAGUACUGUAACUCCUCCUCCAAGUGGGCCUAAUCCAUAUGCUCGUAACCGCCCUCCAUUUGGUCAGGGCUAUACCCAGCCUGGUCCUGGUUAUCGAUAA